AUGGCUGAAGAACACGAAGCAAACCACAUUCCCACAGCAGCUGACGAUCUUGCAGAAAUUGAUGAAGUAGUUGCAGAUGCCUUUGAAGAAAAUAUUGAAGAGGAAGAGGACAUCGGAGGAGAAGAGUUACCCAAUUCAACAAAUGAAAUUUCCCUCCAGGAUCAUCUCGUGAUGAAUCAAGAUGCUCUCCUCAAGGCAUUGGAUAACUACUCUGAAUAUAAGAGAAGAGUCAAUGCAUCCGAAAAGCAGUUGGAAGGAGAAGCAUUGGAAGAAGCACUCACAUUCUUGGAUGAAGCCAUUGAGAUUUUCGGGAAUCAAAUCGUGCGAGAUCGUGAAGAACAAUUUGGCGAGAGCUCGGUGGAGUGUGGAGAAAUUCUCAUUCCCUAUGCAGAAAUGUUGAUUGCUCGUGGUAAAUAUCAAGCCGAUAAUUUGGUGUCCAAACAAGUGACAAGCGCCAUCAAAAAACGAAAAAUGAAAGAACAAGGCUACUCUGAAGAUGAAGAAUUUGAAGAAGAAGAGGAAGAAGAUUGUUUUGAAGUUGCUUGGGGAGUAUUGGAGUUGGCUCGUGUCUCAAUGUUGAGAUAUCUUGUGAGUGGUAAUGUCUCAUCGCCAAGUGAAAUGCAACUCAAUUAUCGAAUGAAACUUGCUCGUGUUCACUCUUUAUUGGGAGAAUUGAGCGCUGAAACCGACAUGUUUUCACAAGCUGUACUUGAAUAUAGAAAAGCUUUACAAAUUUAUGAAAAAGCUUUGGAAGAAUCGGAUGACAUUGGUUUUAAUUUAUUUAGACUUGCAGCAAACAUUUUCCACAAGAGAGAUGAUUUUAAGGUUGACUUGUUACAAAAAAUCGCUGAGGCCAAUUUAGAGAUUGCAAAUUGUCUUACAACGGACGGUAUUGAGGGCGAAGAGGUGUUGGAAUUGUAUGAAAAAGCAGAGAAGGCUCUUCAACAAUCGGUGGAAUUGCGACAAAAAGCCAUUGAAAAUGACAAGUCUAUUGUGUCAGAUUUGAAUGAACGAAUUGUGGAAAUGAGAAAUACUAUAAUUCAAGCCAAACAAGGAGGAAUUCCAUCACCAGAGAGAAUUGAUGCACGCAAGCUCUUCUCAGAGGUCAUUACGAAUCGAAUGGGAAGCACUCAACUAGGUUUUUCGAAUAGUAGGACCAACACUGGAAGCUCCUCAUCACACGAAGAACAAAGCGAAGUACACAUUUUACAACCAAGAAAGAGAAAACUGGAUCAGAGCUCAGUAGUUGAAGAUUCUACUGCCACCUCUUCUUCGGAUACCAAGAAAACUAAGCAAUAA
This is a messenger RNA of Naegleria lovaniensis, 1299 nucleotides long. RefSeq lists its product as uncharacterized. Bases 1 to 1299 code for a protein of 432 amino acids. Gene Ontology annotation, biological process: DNA replication-dependent chromatin assembly; CENP-A containing chromatin assembly. Gene Ontology annotation, molecular function: histone binding. The record is from RefSeq and is a predicted model, not a curated record. Gene Ontology annotation, cellular component: nucleoplasm. NCBI's taxonomy places the organism in Eukaryota, Heterolobosea, Eutetramitea, Acrasida, Naegleriidae. The transcript has a single exon.